This is a messenger RNA of Suillus bovinus, 429 nucleotides long. RefSeq lists its product as uncharacterized. The record is from RefSeq and is a predicted model, not a curated record. Bases 1 to 429 code for a protein of 142 amino acids. The transcript has 7 exons. Lineage: Eukaryota; Fungi; Basidiomycota; Agaricomycetes; Boletales; Suillaceae.
AUGAGCUCGAUGAUGAGCACGAUGAGCACGGAUGAAUACGUAACAAAAUCGGCGAUCCGAUUCCCGAUAAAGAUUCCCGCUCGUCAGCUACUCACUUCACUUGUUCGUUUGCUCACAUGGUUCUACGCUGCUUUGCCUUUCAUUCAUGUCGCCAUACAUACCCAACGCACAUCAUUGCCAUUACUUGCUGAUGACCCAGUUUCGUCGAAAUAUCGGCUGUCUGAGCUUGGAAGACACCCUACUGAAACACGCAUUCGUGAUUUAACAUCACGCUCGGUAUCGCUGAAUUCGGUCAAUGGAAAACUUGAUGUCCGUUCCGCUCAUAUCCGCGAUCCUAUAUUCAUUUCGUGGCUGGUCGACCUCGUGGACUUCGAAGGGCCAUCAGCGAGGAGAAAGUAUCUCUCUAACGCCUCCCAGGCACGCCUGUAG